GGCAAAAGUGUUCCCAAAGUGUUAACAUCUCGUGGUUUUCACAGUAGUUGAAAUUCGUUAUGUCUAAUUCCGAAGCCGUAGCAUUCUCCUCAGGAGAUAGUUUCCAUCCGUCGGAUGCAUCGGAAAGCGACAGCAGUCAGGAAGAGGAUUCUGUGUAUUCAGAAUUCCUCAGGAAACGAAAACCGAGGACAAGCACACCAUCAGCUUCAAAAACUUCUAAACAGAGACGCAGCAGAGUACUUACACCAAUGACUCCAGCUUCUCAAGAAUUACAUGUACCUGAAACACCAACAACUAGUGGAACUAAUUUAUCCCUUGGUCAAGAGAAUCGGAUAAUUGACUACCUCAGGUCAAUAGAUCGGAAGAUUGACUGUUUGUCGACAGAAGUAAAAAACCUCAGGGAGGAGAUUUCCUCAAGCAAAGACUGUAGAAGGAAGGAAGACCCGAAACCUACCAUACCUCCAAGAAUCAGAACAGCAGUUCAUGAUGCAUACAAGCAUGCUAUAGAGGAUGGUUCUGAAGAAUGGGUGACCAAAAUGGCAGACAAAAAAAUGAAGGUCUCAUCUGAUGAAAAUAAGGAGACAACUGAAGCGGUAAGGCGCUUUGUGAAGGGACUUUACCCUGAGGUUCAGGAUGGUGUAAUCCAAGCUGCUGUGGGGAGGUACUUUGACUCUAUAUCUCAAAAAAACCACAAAGAGACUACAGGAAAAGUAGACAAGCACAAAAUGAAAAUGCUUCAUUAUAGCAGAAGAAAAAGGAAAUUGCAGUGGAGAACAUCCAUGAUCUCCAAAAAAACUGGUUGGGAUGAAGAGAAAAAGAGGCGUGUCCGUGAUGCCAUGGACAUUACGUACAUGUCCUCGGAGGAAGAGGUAAAUAGUGAUGAGGACUCCUUCUUCACUGUCAAACCGCUGCCAUGGAGAUCUGAGGAGUUCAGCGGGAUUAUUGCAGAGCUGGACUCCAAGUUCGAGAAGACUCAGUCAAGUCGCUCUCGAAGGCAAAAAAUAAAGAGAGUCAAGGGCAAUAACCCCUCUGAAAGACCAAAACCCACUCUCAGAGAUGGGCAUGAGUGGGUGUUUGUAUAA
This is a messenger RNA of Magallana angulata, 1082 nucleotides long. RefSeq lists its product as uncharacterized. The record is from RefSeq and is a predicted model, not a curated record. Lineage: Eukaryota; Metazoa; Mollusca; Bivalvia; Ostreida; Ostreidae. The transcript has 7 exons. Bases 60 to 1082 code for a protein of 340 amino acids.